Procambarus clarkii (red swamp crayfish) is the source of this 3002-nucleotide messenger RNA. RefSeq names its product zinc finger protein ZFP2. The record is from RefSeq and is a predicted model, not a curated record. Gene Ontology annotation, biological process: regulation of transcription by RNA polymerase II. Gene Ontology annotation, molecular function: RNA polymerase II cis-regulatory region sequence-specific DNA binding; DNA-binding transcription factor activity, RNA polymerase II-specific. Gene Ontology annotation, cellular component: nucleus. Lineage: Eukaryota; Metazoa; Arthropoda; Malacostraca; Decapoda; Cambaridae.
UAUGUUGUUGGUGAGGUGGUGAGGUGCCCGAGGGCAAUAUUGGUGACCGCGGGUUGUGUGUGACAGGUAGAGUGUUAGAGAGGCAGUGAGGAGAGCGUGUGAGAGACAUAAUAGUGCGGGAUAUGAGUGAGUGUGAAGCAGCAGGAGGAAGGAGGAGGAGGUCGGCGUCGCCAUAAGUGUUGGAACCCUCGCGUUGCCAGCUCGUGCCACCAAGAUGGCGGCGGGCGCCAAGGAUUCUUUGUUCUCCUGAUUAUUCUCCCUCUCGUGUCCCAUUCCCACCAGCCAAAAAUAAGAAAAAAAAAUUGAAAACAAAUCAAUUAAAAUAUUUGACAUUUAUGAAGUGACUAGUUUUUAAAUUAAAGACACAGUGGCAUUUUUGUAAAUUUUUAUAAGAGGAUGGUGGCAACUGUGGUGUAAACAGCCAGGACUUCCGACUACUCCCAUCCGACGCUGUAACUAACGUGGAAUAUUCUCAUUUACGCCGCUUCCUCCCAGUCUUUGACAUAGGCACAACGUCUAAGAGUGCUACUAGCUUGGGUGGGCUGUCACAUGCUGUGUCAGCAUGCAACAGAGACAAAUGAGAAAGGAGUACCAAGUGACAAAGGAGUUUCGUACUAGGUCAAGAAAUUGUUCUUCCAUUUGUGAUGUUAGAUUAGCCCAGCCUGUUGUCUCACGGCUCAAAUGCCCAUUAUAAGAACUUGUGCGUCAGCUGCUGCAUGUAUCACAUUAUACAGAUAUACAUUAUCCCCCUCCUGUUCUGGUUUUCUCCUUUCUGGAAGAAAAAGGCCUUGGCAGUUUUAACGAGAAAUGGCACGUGCUCUUUUGGCCGAUCAGAAAGUGUCCUGUUUUCAGCAACCCAGGUCCCAGCUGAGGUCAUUUCAUAUUACUACAAAUGAUGAAGAUGUAUCCUGUUAGCAGACUGAUUUUUGAGACAUGUAUGUGGUAAGGUGACCAUUAAUUGGAUGGUGCUUGCCUGGAACUACAUUCUAUCGGCCAAAUGUUAGAACCAGGCACAAUGGAGGCCAAUCAGAACACGUCGGGUAUGAUGUGGUAUAACUACAAUCCUGUAGAUGGCCUUAUUACUACUAGUGCUCCAGUGCAAGUUGAGCUAGGGACGGUUGACAUAGCAAGACAAAUUAAUCAACAAGUCCAGUUACAGUAUGGAAGCCUACAGGCAGUACCAGCCCAAACCCAGCACCAGAUAAUAGUUGCUCAUCAGCCACAACCUCAACCUUCUCCAUCAAUGCCAGAACCACCAACAACUCCCAAACCACCAAAGCCUCGUACAAGGCCAGCAAAUGGUGAACGGGUGCCAUGUGGUGAGUGUGGAAAGACUUUCUCUUGUAAUGCAAACUUAAGAGAUCACAUAAGACUUCACACUGGUGAAAGACCAUUUAUUUGUAGUGAAUGUGGAAUGUCUUUUGCUCAGCGCUCCAAUUGGAGGUUACAUAAACGUGUCCAUACCGGAGAAAGACCUUACAUGUGCGGUAUAUGUGGUAAAACAUUUUCUCGUAGUUCCCAUUUACCUGGUCAUAUGAGAGUUCAUACUGGAGAAAGACCUUAUUCCUGUGAGCAGUGUGAGCAUUCAUUUGCUUCUGCACAAGCUCUUAAAAAUCAUGCACGCACCCACACAGGUGAGAAACCUUUUGUAUGUGAAUAUUGCCAGACUGCUUUCACACACAGUUCAUCCUUGUCCUCUCAUAAGAAAAGAUGCACGGGUGAAAAGAGAAAACGUGGUAGACCUCUUGGUAGUGGCCGUAAGACUUAUAGAAAAAAGCCAACUGGUAGACCUCGUGGGCGCCCUAGAAAGAAAAGUCGUUACAGUAAAAGGGGUCGCAGGAAGAACCCUCCACCCGAGGAACAUUCAGAACAAAAAGAAGUUACUGUAAUUAAAGCAGAGAUUCAUAGAGAUAAUGGUGAAGAAGUUCAGAUGCAGUCAGUGAUACAGGCAAAACAAGAGAUUGAAGAAGUGCCCACUGUAAUUGUUGACGCAGACUCCGUGGAAGUAGAUCAUGUUGGCCUAUCUGUUGAUCCAUUAGAUUUAAAUAGUACCCACAUACCACAGGAAGAUGAGCUUACACAAGAAUCUAUAUCUCAGGAAAAUCAUCAUCUUCAUCAUGAAAUGAUACCACCGGAACAAGUUGUGUCUGUGGCUGCAGCAACUGUAGGCUUGGAUGAAACGAGCAGUCUUCAUCAAGAAGCAGCUGUUGCUAUGGCUGCUUUACAUGAGGGAGCAGCUCUUAACUUAGCUCAUCACCAGUUGCCUCAAGAGACGUAUGUUAAGAGAGAAGCGCCUCAUACUAUGUGGUAUCCAAAGCAACACUACUAAGCCAUUGUGAUCGAGGUUGCUGGUUACUGUCAUUUUUUUAAACUAAAUUAAAAUAACCAUUAGCUUGGAUUGCUAAUGUAAAACAACCUUCCAUAUUGCACCAUUAACCCACACCAGAAAGACUUAAGAGACCCAUUGUGAAUAGAAUUGUGGGCUAUGAAUUCUAAACUUGUUCAUCUUCUGGUUUACUUUCUGUUCACAACUGAACAAAUGGUUUUAUGUCUUAAUAUUAUUUUUGUACUUGACUAAUAGCUACUUAUGUAUUUUGUAGGUAAGUUUCACAAUAUACAGCUGACAAAUGUAUCUUGUAAAGUCGUUGAAUUUUAUAGAACUUUAUAUAGUCCUGUGUAUAUUUUUUGUGCUCCCUGUGAAGACCCUGACAACACAUUUUACAUUAACUGAUUAUUAAAAAUUCAUUGCUAUUGAAUUGUGAAACCUUAGGUCAGAUCAAUAUUUUUAGGUUUAAGUUUUUUAUAUAUAAAUUGUUAAAUUCAGGGAAAUUAGUUGAAAAGUAAACAUUUCACUAUAUUUGCUGUAUCUUUUCUCCAUCUGAAUUUAUUGUGUUAACCUAAUGAGCUUGAAGAUUUAAAUAAUUAAGUCAUAUUAUAAACACAUUAUUUGUUGAAAAUUAAAUUGUAGUUUCACAUUUGUUUAAAUAAAUCUUCAGAAUAUU